CGCAGUAUAUUGACCCCAGUGACCUGGAUGACGCACGCCUGCACAAUUCGAUCCCAUCUCCAGCGCUCUUUCAACUCGCGGGCGGACCUCCAUUCCUUCCCCCCCAAGCGCUCAGUCACUGGACGCCCCCAGCGGCGAUUGCAGGAGGCCACGAACAGUCAUCCUUCCAACCAGUGUCCCAUCCACCUCGCACGAGGAGUCGAUCGCUUCCUCCAUGGCCUACCUCCGGCUCGGCUGCCUCCCACCUGUGAUCGUUGUGCUACAGCUCUCGACCCCUCGGCGGGAAGCAGUGUCUCGCAUUUGGCCAAUUGUCGUCAUCGCGCAGCUCUAUGGACCACCGCACAUGAGCAGUGUACUGUGGUUCUUCGCGACAUUUGUGUGGAAGCGGGCAUUGUCACCAAGCUCCAUCAACAGGGACUGCGACAAACCCGGACCCACGUCCCUCAGCACGGCCCCACCAACAGACACAUGGGCGACCUCUGGCUUCUGGACUUCACGACACCUGGAAUGGGCUGCAGCGGCAGCCCCGUCGGACUUUCUGCGCUCUCCGGCCCCGCCCAACAGAAGAUUUCGGAUCAUCGCGCCAGUUAUGGCACCCAUCACCCGCCGAAGGCCUUUCUUCCCUUCACUGCAGGUACGGAUGGUCUUCUUCAUGCUGACGCUUUGCGGUUUCUCUGGUACCUGGCGAAUCACCAUGGAGCUACGCUGACAGCGGAGUGGGAUGGAUGCGCUCAGGAGGCGGUGUAUGGGGACCCUGGCUUUCAUCGUUUGCGUGCUCGCCUGUUUCGGCAGACCGCUCUC
Molecule: messenger RNA, 801 nt
Organism: Guillardia theta CCMP2712
Lineage: Eukaryota; Cryptophyceae; Pyrenomonadales; Geminigeraceae
Exons: 3
Source: RefSeq, a predicted model, not a curated record